AUCAUCCACUGAUAAAAAUUGAAAACAAAUCCUCUUCAAAAUCAAAAUAGCGUCAUUUUCAAAAACCCUUGAAAAAUAUUCUAAAAUGUGCUGAACUCAGCUGAAGUUAGCUUCGCUUAGUACCGCCAGAUCUUCGCGAUCAAUCCGCACCAACGAUGCCAUCAUGCUGUUCGUUUUCACCAAAUCUGCGCGAAUUUGAGCCAUGAAACCAGACCAACAAACCUCCGAUCUCGAGCGACAAGUAAUCCUGCUCGCAUUACGCUCCAGAUUAGCCAUACUAGUAUUACAAUUCAUCUUUAACUUGAUCAUUCCUGACCAUCAAAGCGAUGCGUUCGUGUCUCCAUUCACUAGCUUACCAAAAACCUCCCUAGACACCGGUGUAGAUUGGCUGCUGGGAGGAUUACUACGAUGGGAUGCUCAGUACCAUUUACACGUUUCAAUCUACGGUUACGUGUAUGAAAACUCACUAGCGUUCUUCCCAGGAUUCGCCGUUUGCAUUAAGUUAAUCGGUAGCAUCGUCGAAUACGCUUUGUUCCCUUUGAACAUCGUAUCCGUUCAUUUGAUCUCAGCUCUACUCUUCAAUCUAGUCUGUUUCACUCUAGCAGCCAAAGCACUGUACAGAUUAUCUGUAAGGAAAUUACAAGAUGCAAAUUUGGCCUUCUUGGCAUGUACUUUAUUCUGCAUAAAUCCUGCUAGUAUAUUUUUCACUGCACCGUACUCUGAAUCAUUAUUCUCAUUGCUGACAUUCACCGCAAUGUUAGCAGAAGAUGGUACUUGGAAACAAUACUUCGUGAUCAGUCUUUCAGCUAUUGUACGUUCAAACGGUGUGACAAAUUUAGGAUUCCCUGCAUAUGGACAGCUCAAGAAACACGCUUAUAUGCCAAAGAGUAUUCUGAACUGGAUCUCAUUCCUGGUACAGCUCGCUGUGAUCGUCGUUUCAACCAUGUCUUUAUUCUUCCUUUACCAGAUGUACAGUUACAUCAGAUUCUGCACAAACUAUCCGUACAAACACUCGCCUGAGGUGAUUGAAACAGCUCUGGCUAAAUCCUACGUUCUAGCUGGUCAAGGUACGAGUGGAAUGUGCAAUCAGACCCACGUAAUACCUUAUUUUUAUAUCCAGAAUCACUACUGGAACGUUGGGUUCUUGGAGUACUUCCAGUUAAAACAGAUACCAAACUUUGCUUUGGCCUUUCCCAUCAUACAUUACGUCAGUACCGAAUGUAUCUCGUAUUUUAAACGAAAUACAGACCUGACUAAAUCAUUAGGUUUGAGUCGAGUACACCAGAAUACGAGAAUGGCUUUGAUAUACGAAUACAUCGUUCAUCUCAGCGUUCUACUUGUAAUCUGCCUGUUCUUUGUGCAUAUCCAGGUAGCUACUCGAAUCCUGUGUUCAUCUAGUCCAGCGUUGUACUGGUUAUGGGCGAUGAUCAUUUAUUCCAAGGAGAAAAAGACUGUAUUUAGUCUGAGCGAUGUUCCGCACAUGACUACUGUUAGUUUUACUAUAUUUUCUUAUUGUUUGAUAUAUUGCGUACUGGGUACGAUUUUAUUCAGUAAUCAUUAUCCUUGGACUUGAGUUCAAGUUUGUAAGAUAUAAGAUUACUUUCCUAUUAAUAAUAAACUCUUUUAUAAAUUUAUAAAACGUAUUUAAUUUAACAAAUUUCCUGUACAUUGUAACAAACAAAAAAAGAAAAGGAGAGAAAUUGGAAACCAAUAACGACGAUGAUAAGAUAAUUUACAAAAUUGUUUACAAAAAAAAAACAUAUGUACUACGCAAACCAACUGGAAUAAAUAAUAAAGGUCACUGAUACUCGGAUGAAGGAUUUCUCUUCUGGUCGUUAAUGAAUUAUUGUAUCAAACAAUUGGAAAUAAAAGGGGGAAUAAGAGGGGGGUAAACAAUGAUAAAAUCAAAACACAAUAGCAUAUCGAUGGUGUUGUGGAUAAAAGGCCAAACUGAGUUUCCAACUUGCAUUCUAAACUCGAAAGUGUCAUAUCAUCGUUCGAGAGUGGACAGAUUGGC
Molecule: messenger RNA, 2017 nt
Organism: Planococcus citri (citrus mealybug)
Lineage: Eukaryota; Metazoa; Arthropoda; Insecta; Hemiptera; Pseudococcidae
Product: GPI mannosyltransferase 2-like
Exons: 1
Coding region: 203-1573 (456 amino acids)
Biological process (GO): GPI anchor biosynthetic process
Cellular component (GO): endoplasmic reticulum membrane; mannosyltransferase complex
Molecular function (GO): GPI mannosyltransferase activity; alpha-1,6-mannosyltransferase activity
Source: RefSeq, a predicted model, not a curated record